AUGAGUGAUGAAUCUUUAAAUGAUACGAUGUUAGAGCCUGAAAACAAUAUGGUGUUCGAGUCUAAUGAUAAUAUGGUGUUCGAGCCUGAUUAUGAUACAAUGUUAGAGCCUGAAGAUGAUACAAUGUUAGAGCCUGAAGAUGAUAUGAUGUUAGAGCCUGAAGCUGAUAAUCUAGAUGGUCAAACGAAAAAGGUUGAAAGACCGGGUGGUAGUCCUGUAAAAGAGUUUUAUGAAAUGAAAUUAAUUAAUAAUCUUGAAAUAAUUGAAGGACUAGAUGUCCAAGCUAAUAUACUUGGUAAUGAUCAUUUAAAGGAGAUUCUUAUUAAUUUCGAGGAUAAGGUUUUGCAAAACCUUCGUGAAUAUGCACAAGAUAGUUCAGAAGUUAGUUAUAUUUUAUUUACUAUUGAUAUGUGGACAUCAAAUAAUAGUGAUCCGUAUAUCAGACUUACUCUUCACUGGAUUAAUGAUAGUUUUCAAAUAAAAGAAAUGAUUGGUAACAUUUCGUAUCUCCCAUAUCCACAUACUUCUGAGUGUCUUUUAAAUAAAAUCACUAAAAUUUUAGAUAGUUUCUAG
This is a messenger RNA of Cetraspora pellucida, 573 nucleotides long. The record is from the annotation of a GenBank genome assembly. Lineage: Eukaryota; Fungi; Glomeromycota; Glomeromycetes; Diversisporales; Gigasporaceae.